Molecule: messenger RNA, 2064 nt
Organism: Paramormyrops kingsleyae
Lineage: Eukaryota; Metazoa; Chordata; Actinopteri; Osteoglossiformes; Mormyridae
Source: RefSeq, a predicted model, not a curated record
UUCACGCACGACCGAUUGAACUCUGCUUGCUGUCACCAAGAUGUGGGGGUCCGGGGGGGGAGCUUUGACUUGCCCGUCUCUCUCCAGGUGGCGUCCGGCCCCGUGUGGGGGGGGGUAUCCUGUGUCCGUCGCUCCUCUUCACUCUGCCUCUUUCAGGGCUCCCAAGAUGCAACGGGAGGUCAGGAGGGACUGGUAGCUCCGCCCUUCUCAGCCUUCCCGCCCCCACCGCCGCCCCCGCCCCCUCAGAACGGCCUGGGAUUGGAGUUCGGCAGUGGCCUCUUCGGCGCCGGGGGACAGAGGCCAGUGGAGGGCGGAACUGGAGUUGCUGGUUCCACUGGCACCAAUAACGGCUUGAGCGCAGUGACGGAUGGAACCGGCCAGGUCGAGGCAGGCAGUCAGUGUGGAGUGCGGCCUGGGGGCGCGGCAGUGGGAGGAGCCUCUGGGGGCGAGGGGUCAGAAGCCAAAGGCACACCCAAGCGUCUCCACGUCUCAAACAUCCCGUUCCGCUUCCGGGACCCCGACCUCAGGCAGAUGUUUGGGCAAUUUGGAAAAAUCCUCGAUGUGGAAAUCAUCUUUAACGAGAGAGGGUCGAAGGGGUUUGGCUUUGUGACAUUCGAGUCCAGUGCUGAUGCGGAGAAGGCUCGUGAAAAGCUACAUGGGACCCUGGUGGAGGGUCGCAAGAUCGAGGUGAAUAAUGCCACUGCCCGGGUGAUGACCAAUAAGAAGCUAGUCAGCCCGUACACCAACGGGGAGGGGCUGGGCUCGCUGCCAUAUGGCUGGAAGCUGAGCCCCAUGGUGGGGGCCGUCUACGGGCCCGAGCUCUACGCGGUACCCGGGUUCCCGUACCCCGCUACCACGGCAGCUGCCUUCCGUGGGGCUCACCUGAGGGGUCGGGGUCGCCCCGUGUACGGCGCCGUCCGCGCCGCCGUCCCCCAGCCCGCCAUCCCCGCGUAUCCAGGUGUGGUGUAUCAGGAUGGGUUUUAUGGAGCCGCAGAACUAUAUGGGGGGUACACGGCUUAUCGCUACGCCCAGCCCGCCGCCGUAGCUGGAGCGACGGCUGCCGCAGCCGCUGCCGCCGCUUACAGCGACAGUUACGGCCGAGUGUAUGCCGCGGACCCCUACCACGCCCUGGCCCCUGCCGCAGCCGCCGCGUACGGAGUGGGCGCCAUGGCCAGUUUGUACCGGGGCGGAUACAGUAGAUUUGCCCCUUACUGAAUGACCUCGACGUCUCUGACCCCCCACGCCCCCCUCCCCCCUUCUGUAGUUCAGGAAUCAAAUCUCCAUCUGUCUCCCCGGAAAGGUGUUGUCUGUUAGAGGCACAGCCCGCAAAGAAAAAAGGCGUCAAAUGUAAUUGUCAGUUACACCUCCAAACCAUGAUAUUACAGGAAAUCAACCAUCCAGAAACUGCUGGGACGUACCAGGACAGCCACUGGCAGAGGCUCUGGACUUGACAGGCUGUGGAUAAACAGAAUGGCCACCGUCAGGCCCUGCGGUCAUGCUGUUCAGCUCCAUUAACACCAUCCUUUAAGAGUAGAACAUCUAGAAUCAACCAAUGCACAGUUGCAAAUUACACUCUUUUUUUCCCCAAUAUAUCAGCUUUUUUUUGUCAGUUUGGUGUUAAGCGCACACCUCUUUGGAAGGUACCACUUUGGGUGAAUUUUUUAGGGGGGGUGCAACCGAGUUAAUAGGGCACAGAUAUUCAAGCUCAUAUUGAAGUGGAGCAACUUUAAAGAAAACUUUACAAUGAUCAGCUGCGGAAAAACACAAAACACAAACGCAAAACUGACAAUGGGAAAAGAAAUGCAAAAAUGACUCUUUUGAUAUGCAUUACCUCAUUCGGGUUUUUGUCUAUGGGGAAAAUUAGUAGUCGAAUAAUAGUUACUACAAAAGGCAUUAACAUAAAUUAGAUGCGUCACACCGCUCGUCUUGCGUUUUAACAAACUUAUUGUUACUGUUAUUAUAAUGAUUAUUAUGAUUAUUAUUUACAAUUUUCUCCUGUGAAAUAUUCCUCUUUGUUCCUGAGUAUCUGUACCACAGUUAUGAAUAUAAUUGCUGUCUCUCUUA